Sinocyclocheilus anshuiensis is the source of this 6998-nucleotide messenger RNA. Its product is annotated as thyroid hormone receptor alpha. The transcript is spliced from 10 exons. NCBI's taxonomy places the organism in Eukaryota, Metazoa, Chordata, Actinopteri, Cypriniformes, Cyprinidae. Gene Ontology annotation, cellular component: RNA polymerase II transcription regulator complex. Gene Ontology annotation, biological process: positive regulation of transcription by RNA polymerase II; negative regulation of transcription by RNA polymerase II; cell differentiation. The record is from RefSeq and is a predicted model, not a curated record. Gene Ontology annotation, molecular function: nuclear receptor activity; zinc ion binding; RNA polymerase II cis-regulatory region sequence-specific DNA binding. Bases 793 to 2022 code for a protein of 409 amino acids.
CACCCCUACAGCUCACACAGAAGUCAUUUUCAAACCAAGCAUCUUUCUGCUGGCCUUUGGGGCAAAUCUGAAAUCUGCAUGGGGAAAUCUUUUGCAGGAAUGCAUGAUUGCAUAGAAUCCUAUUAAAAUGACUGGAUUUCGCAGAACAACAGUAAAUGUGGCUGCACCUUAAAAUCAGUGCAGACAUGAUUUGAACAUGGCUCUUUCUGUGACAGAGUUCUGUAUUUACUUCAGCUCCUUUGGCCAGGCAUGGCUUUAGGUGUAACCUCACUUAGCCACAGGAUUAUGUCCGUAAACCUUUUAGAGGUAUAAGCCUGUGAUUGGUCAACUUUGACCCAAUGACUUGCCGUACUGUCUUGUGAACAUAGCUAGUCUCUUUUCCCCAAGAACAAAUUCUCCUAUCGGAUGUGUAUGGUCCAUUCUGCCUCUAGACCAGCUUCAGCUUUCAAGAUGCAUCUUCUUCAUUCUAAGGUGUAAAUGUGAGAUAUUGAAUCUCUGGAAGACAGGCUCUUUCAGGCAAAGGACGGUGUCCUACAGUUCCAGCAGACCCAGGCCUGGGGAAAUCAUUAACCGAAAAAAACAGCACAACAGGACACUGACCUCAUCAUAUAUUGCUGCAUUAUCACUGGCCAUCUGAGUUGGAGAGUGAGGCGGGCUUGGUUUGCGAGCGUCGCUCCGCAGAGCCGUCCGAUGACUAUCUGACUCAUCACAACCCGCGAAUGACAGGCGUGCAUUCGAAGGUGGGGCCCGCCUCAGUCUCACAUGAUUGGCUGCUGGAUGGAAAUAAGGUGAAUGGAACACAUGCCCAAGGAGCAGGACCCAAACCAAUCAGAGGGAGAAGAGAAACGGUGGCUCGAUGGCCCGAAAAGGAAGAGAAAGAACAGCCAGUGUUCGGUGAAGAGCAUGUCUGGGUACAUCCCCAGCUAUCUGGAUAAGGAUGAGCCGUGUGUGGUGUGUGGAGACAAAGCUACCGGCUAUCACUACCGCUGCAUCACCUGCGAAGGCUGUAAGGGAUUCUUCAGGCGCACCAUCCAGAAGAACCUCCACCCCUCUUACUCCUGUAAGUACGAUGGCUGCUGCAUCAUCGACAAGAUCACCCGCAACCAGUGCCAGCUGUGCCGCUUCAAGAAAUGCCUCGCCGUGGGCAUGGCCAUGGAUCUGGUUCUGGACGACUCCAAGCGGGUUGCGAAGCGGCGCUUGAUUGAGGAGAACCGUGAGAAGCGGAAGAAGGAGGAGAUGGUCAAAUCCCUGAAGACUCGGCCAGAACCCACCAGCUCAGAGUGGGAGCUGAUCCGUAUGGUGACAGAAGCUCACCGCCACACCAAUGCACAGGGCUCUCACUGGAAACAGAAACGCAAGUUCCUGCCAGAGGACAUUGGACAGUCUCCGGUGGCCCCCACAUCAGAUGGGGACAAAGUAGAUUUGGAGGCCUUCAGCGAGUUUACCAAGAUCAUCACCCCAGCCAUCACACGUGUUGUUGACUUUGCCAAAAAACUGCCCAUGUUUUCGGAGCUGCCUUGUGAGGAUCAGAUCAUCUUGCUGAAGGGCUGCUGUAUGGAGAUUAUGUCCCUACGUGCUGCAGUUCGGUAUGACCCGGAAAGCGAGACCUUGACCCUGAAUGGAGAGAUGGCUGUCAAACGAGAGCAGCUAAAGAACGGAGGGCUGGGCGUUGUGUCUGAUGCCAUCUUUGACUUAGGCAAGAGUCUGGCACAGUUCAACCUAGAUGACACAGAGGUGGCCCUACUGCAGGCCGUACUGCUUAUGAGCUCAGAUCGAACAGGCUUGACAUGUGUGGAGAAGAUUGAGAAGUGCCAGGAGCUGUACCUUCUAGCCUUCGAACACUACAUCAACUAUCGCAAGCACAACAUUCCUCAUUUCUGGCCCAAGCUGCUGAUGAAGGUGACGGACCUGCGCAUGAUCGGAGCCUGCCACGCCAGCCGCUUCCUGCACAUGAAGGUGGAAUGCCCCACUGAACUCUUCCCCCCACUUUUCCUGGAGGUCUUUGAGGAUCAGGAUGUGUGACAUCCCAGCGAACCUCGGCAGGAGAAUCAACAACAUUUUGUAACCCGUUUUCCUCUACCCGUCUCACCCCCCUCCACGCACCAAACUCACCAGCAGCAGCUGCAUUGGCAGGGGUCAUCUUCAGAAAGGCUUUCAUACGGUGGGGUUUGAGUCGACAACUUUUUUUUUUUUCUUUUCACAGAAAACUCAGCCCUCCCUCAUCUACUAAAUUCCCCACAUGUGGCCCUUCUGUCUCAGCAUGAUGUCUUAUACUGGUUUACCAACACCUUAGACACAGAAUAUACAUCUACACACACACACUCCUGUAUGUGUGCUUACAGAUGCUUGACUCAUGCGACUCAAAUCCUCCGAUGAGCUUGUAAGCAUUUGUACACGUACAGACUGCACUACUGUCACGCCACCACUGGAGGUGCCCUCUGCUAAGACUGGAUGGCAGCUGGCAUAUAGAUUCCUCCGCCAGGUCGUGAAGUGGUCAGUUCAUUUCGUUGAUUGAAAUCUCAGCGUUCUCGUGAGAUUGACCGUCGGUAUCUCAAGCUCCGCGCUAACAUGGAUCUUCUUUAACAGACCACAUGAUUCUCUUCGAUAUUGAGCCUGUGUGUGGAGCGGGAGGAAUUUUUUGAACCAAAUCAGGUACUAUAUUUAAAUAAAGCUACUCAAAAUGAUUUGGGACUUUUCGAGAAUAUAUCUCCCUCCCUACUCAGUAGGACACGGACCGUUGAAAGCUCUCAGUCGCCAUUUUAGUGCUCAUUCAGGGGUGCCACUCUGCGACUUUGUGUGCGGUUCAUUCUUGCCAUUGUCUGGGCUUAUUUGUGGACUCAUUGAGCCCCUCUUUGUCCCAGGAAAGUCACGCAGAGAGAUGGAAAUCCAGGCGCCCCUACACCUCCAAUCCGCACUGAUUUGUGUGUUUUACAGGUGUCGGGAGGGAGCCAGUAUUACCGUACUCCCAGACCCAUCACACACACACAAAUGUACUAAAACAAACACCUCAAAACUCGAAUGCCUCAUUUUUACUGUAUGCACUGCAGUGCUGUAGUUCUGGACUCCCAUGCAGGGCUUUGAGAGUUCAGUCCAGCCCAUCUGUGUUCCACUCAGAUGCUACUGUUGCCCGGUCUGUGCGAACACACACGCAUACUCCUGACGGGCCAUGGCGGACUGGCUGUAGCUGAUGUUUUUUCUUUGUUGAUUUUGUUUUACCUCAAAUGUGGGCACACCUCCGGCUGGCUGUGGCUCCUAGACUGCCUCUGUGCUGACAGGUUCUACCUCACCUCUGGACACAGGGCAGCUACCCUCAGCCACACACACACACAUUUACACACACCUACACACACUUGUAUUCUCACACACUAACAGCCAGGAUAGAAAAACUCGCAAACACAGUUUCUUCUCAGUUACGUUGAAAUACCACUGUAGACAGGAGGGCCUGCCAUUCCUCAUCGUAGCCUGUCAGAUUUCUCUGAGGUCUCUUCACUCUGGGCUGAGAGAAAAAACUAUUCUGGAUGGGCUUUUUUUUUGUUUGUUUGUUUCUUUUCGUGUGGGACCAAGUGUCACUUCGAUUUCCGUCAAAACGGAAGCUAGUUUUUAGCAGACGGCAAACUAAACCAUACAUCCCGCUGACUUAAGAUGAAGGACCUGAGGUGGCCAGGCCUGAACCGAAUGGGUCUAUCGCUGUUUCCUUUUUUCAAUACCAAGCAGUAAUUUGCAAAGUGGAGCUAGGAGUUGGCUGGUUUCUUCAUGGUGGGGCAGGGGAUGUGGGGAAGCUAGCAGUUGAAUGAUAGCACUUAGUUUUGAAAGAACCAAAAAUUCGGAAACGAUUCAACCCCUGGCACCUUUUAAGGAGUUUUUGCACUAAGGCAUGAUGGGUCCCACCCUCCAGCUCAGUCGCAUGUUUUCCAAGGACAUGACCCCAACCUCUCUGUCAAACAGAGGCCACACCUACAUGUGCUCCUGAGCACACCCUCAGAGUCAGUAUUAUGUCAAGCAACGUCCUCAACAAAUGACGAAACACUCAUUCACGAAUAGACCUCUGUGUCCCCGCCCCCUCGAAGCCAGAAGUGGCUUGAGUCAAACACCCAACUGAAACGGGCCUUUCCUUUGUGAGACAAAGGAGCAGCCAAGCCAUGCAAAGAAUGGCAGCACCGUAUGAAUGUGAAUGAGGAGCAGCAGAAUGAAAGAACCAGGAUGAGGUGUUGCUCUAUAAUGAGGUUGUGAAGGAAGAACGAGGGGAACUGUGAGCAUUCCGUAAACACCCUGCAUGGAGUUCCAUCUUGGAAUAGGAGUGACGCAGCAGUGGACACCAAUUGGCUGAUCGAGUGAACGCAAGGGUUUCGAUGCUGCUUUACCUUUUAAUUUUAUUUGAGAGAGAUAGAAUAAGAAAAAAAAAAGAAAUGAUAAAAGAAUUAGAAACCCAGAAAACAAAUAAAAAAAUGACUCCAGAACAAAGAGUUCAAAUCUCGGAGCUUGAGCUGUUCGUUUCUUUCUUUUUGUUUUGAACUGAAAUGUGUGUGUUCGUUUUCAAUGCUUACCUGCUCUAUGUAAGAGAGAAAAACAACAGCCGUACUGCUCGACUGCUCUGUUUGUUUGUGUAUCUGUCCUUCGUCUUUUUAUCAAGAGGAAUUUACAACAAGAAACAGGAAUAUUUUCUUUUUUAUAUUUUGUUUUCUUUUUUUAUGAAAGAAGACUUAGAAAAAAAAACAUGAGAAAUAAUGCAACAGAAACUGAAAAAAAAAACUGAAACACAAUCUACUCAUACCUCACACAACACAAAGCUUAAAUGAACUUGGGAGGAGUGCUUAUCUGCGUGGCACUUGUGUCAAAAUACGUCCGGUGCAUGUGUUGAACUGUACGAUGGGGUGUAUGUGCGCAUAAGCGUUCAUGUGAUCGCGGAAGCACACGGCCUCCUCCUUCGGCCUCGAGAGCCCAUCUGUUUUAGAUUUGCACCAGUUGCAUGCAUUAGCCUCCGUUUGUGAACGGUGUCACCAGCGCUGAUGCGAUGGGCUGUGAUGGGAACGGACGGGAUGCGGUGUGGCUGGAAGGCUGGAAAGGGAGUCGUGUGCAUCCGUGACAGCAGAGAGCGCUUCGUGGUAUUGAAUGUAGCUGACAGGACUGGGCAGGAACCGAGCCCGGGAACUAGAACCUCACUUCAGGUCACCAGCAAGAGUGGACAGUGCUGUCAAAAUGAUGUUACACAAACAGCUUACUAAACGUAUAUUGCCCGCCUUCAAGGUGCAAUACUUGUGUUUUGUUUUGUUUUUCUUUUUUGUACUUUUUCAAGUUUUUUGGCCAUAACCAAGGAUGUAAAUACAAAACGAAAAGAUAUUGAAAGAUUAAAUUACUAUGUGUUAACCAUAUGCAACCGUCACAUACUGGAUGUCGAGGCCAGAACGCAGCCGUCUGAUCCCGCCAUUUUUGUAAAGUAAAUCUGCGUAUGUAGCUCUGUAAAUGCUUCACACAUCUGUACGUGUGCUUUUGUGCACUCGCAAACGUGCAUGUUCAAUACAAAUAUGAAGAAGAAGUGCCCCAUUAAAUUAACAAUCCAACUCUGUGCCUCCGCAACCCUCUGCCCCACACUCAAACCGCUCUUUCCGACAGGGUAGCUAGACAUACAUUUGUUCGUUAGGUCAGAUUGCUGGUAGAGACAUACAGUAGGUGGGUAAUGUCUGGUACCCAGAAGCACUUAGCUGGCCUCACUACUGCCAAUCAGUUUCCUCAGAGAAGAACAGUAGAUACUGGUUUUGUUUCGCUUUGGUGGUGGUGGAGUUUUGUUUCUCGCCCCUUUUUACCAAAUUUUGUGUGUUAUCUUUUUUUUUCUUUAGAGAACGACAAAAAACGCCCAGAAGCAAGAAUGUCUAUGCAAUGCUAAACCCUCUGAUAGCAUGAUUACUGUGUUAAUGAUCCCUGAUUAGCAGACAUGCCUCUAAACACCUCCCCUCCCAGAAUCCCACCCACCGCAACUGCAUGAGCCUCAGUCAGUUUGUCUGUUCAUCAGUCAGUGUAAAAGUCAUGGGAAGGAUAGCCCUAACUGCUGCCUGAGACCUGCUUUGUCAAACCUUACGAACAUUUGAGGGCGCUAGUUCAACUUUCCACUCAUCUCCGAUGAUGUCAUCCACUGUCGAGGGACUGCAUUUGUGUUUCUAUGUAUGUGUUUGCGUCGAAUGCUCUCAUGGUUCGGUGGAUUGGUACUACCUGUUAGAAACAAAACGGCAUUUCAUACGUUCAGAAUGUUAAUUAGUUUUGUAGAAACAGCAAAAUAUCAUUCAUAUUCUUUUGUCAACCAAAAACUGUUUUUGAGUUGAAAUUCUUUCCCCUCUCAGCUGAUACUGAAUCUCAGACCAAACUCGUCAGUUUUAAAGCUGAAGUGUGUCAUUUGUUUUUCUUAAUAUGCUAAAUCAACUACUUUAUAUGAUAAAAUACUUGAUUACUACACAGAGAUUACUAGAAGUAAGCCAUUUCUAGGCUGAUUUCACCAAAAAGUGUAAACACACUGUCUCUGAGGCACUAUCAGAACAUUUCACUGGCCUGGCAACAGCUCAACCAAUCGUGUGAGUUUGAGGCGGGGCUAUCAGUUUUAUCUAGCCAAUAGCAGAAGAGGGGGGUGUUUUGGAAACCUGCAGUUCCAUUUAAAGACACUGGUGGCAAAGAAAUGGCACACUUCAGCUUUAACACAGUAUGCGAAACCCUAAAUGAACGAAAGAAAUCAACAAGCAUGCUAUUUUUGAACAUUUGAGUUUGAUUGGCCGCCCUCACCACUGUGAUGUCAAAGCCCUCGUUUUCUCUGUUUCCUUUGAAUGUGAGUAUCUUCAUUUGAUUAGACUGUGUUUGUGAAUAUGAACAAGUGCUCAUGUGUAAAAUGCACCCAGCCAUGAGAGUGUGAGCAGAGAGCGGGGAUGAUGUCCAUACCACAGCUGUUUUAAAUGAGACUGGAAAGGAAAGCUAUUGAAGGAUUCUCUCAGGUAUCAACAAAAUAAAAAAAGACAAAA